GGUUGCCCCGGCAACCGGGCCACGCUCUGAACGCUCCAGCCACUGGUCCCGCCCAGCGGCCGUGCGUGUGUGCGUCGUCUCUAUGGUGGCGGCGGAUUCCGAGGGACCUGACGAUCCUGGAGUCAGGAUGUUCCGUCGUGAGUGCUCCAUCCCCCUUCGGGGCUCCGCUGCUGCCCUAUCUAACAAUCUCAGUGUGCUGCAGCUUCCAACCCGCAAUCUCACGCAUUUUGGGGUGGUUCAUGGACCGAGCGCCCAGCUUCUCAGCGCUGCCCCUGAAGGUGUGCCCCUGGCCCAGCGCCAGCUCCACGUUAAAGAGGGCGCUGGAGUGAACUCCCUACUCAUCACCCAGGUCCACUGGUGUGUCCUCCCCUUCCGAGUACUGCUGGUUCUCACCUCACAUCGAGGAAUACAGCUCAGCAAGGAUAAGCUGGAUCACCCUCCCAUCCCUGCCCCCAUCUUCCAGAUGUAUGAGUCUGAUGGUUCCAUCAUGGUCUAUUGGCAUGCCUUGGACUCCAGAGAUGCCUCCUCAGCACAAGCUGUGUUUGCCCGAGGAAUUGCUGCAAGUGGACACUUCAUCUGUGUGGGAACAUGGUCUGGUCAGGUGCUAGUGUUUGACAUCCCUGCUAAGGGUCCCAACAUUGUAUUGAACGAGGAGCUGGCUGGGCACCAGAUGCCAAUCACAGAUAUUGCCACCGAGCCUGCCCAGGGACAGGACGGUGUUGCUGACAUGGUGACAGCAGAUGAUUCAGGUGUGCUCUGUGUCUGGCGGUCAGGACCCGAGUUCACAUUACUAACCCGCAUCCCAGGAUUCGGGGUUCCAUGCCCCUCUGUGCAGCUGUGGCAGGGGAUCGUGGCAGCAGGCUAUGGAAAUGGGCAAGUGCGUCUAUAUGAUGCCACCACAGGAGCCCUCCACAUCCAGAUCAAUGCCCAUGCCCGAACCAUCUGUGUCCUGGACCUAGCUCCAGAAGUAGGCAAGCUACUUUCUGCAGCUGAAGACACCUUUGUGCAUAUCUGGAAGCUGAACAGAAACCCAGACAAUGGGUCCAUUGAGGUGGAACACUGUCACGGCGAAUGUGUAUCUGACACCCAGGUGUGUGGUGCUCGGUUUUGUGAUCCGUCAGGUGGCUCCUUUGCUGUGACAGGUUAUGACCUUGCCGAGAUCCUGAGAUUCAGCAGUGUCUGAGAGAACAGCUUUCCCUUCCCCCUUUGUAUUUAUAAAGUAUUCCCUCCACCAAGUGCGUCUGAUCACUCACUA
Molecule: messenger RNA, 1255 nt
Organism: Nannospalax galili (Upper Galilee mountains blind mole rat)
Lineage: Eukaryota; Metazoa; Chordata; Mammalia; Rodentia; Spalacidae
Gene: Wdr54
Product: WD repeat domain 54
Exons: 10
Coding region: 83-1183 (366 amino acids)
Molecular function (GO): protein binding
Source: RefSeq, a predicted model, not a curated record